GUUAUCUGAUCUUCAGUGUUCCAACGCGCUUCGCAAUGAAAAUAUUCGCUGAAGGUGCCUUAUUGGCCACGUUGGUGGCAGUGAUUGCCGCCUACGAUUUCCAAGACUCAGAAUUCAACCAGAUCCUAGCAGGCGACUUGGAAGACGUGUACACCAGUGCGUUAUUGGCUCAUCCCAGGGUACGCAGAGAAGAGAAUUCCUCUUCGGAAGAGGAAAAAUGCAGGCCGAAGAGAGGAAAAUCUCCGUGUUGUAGUGAAGAGAUCUUCAAGAAGCCCAGCGAAGACGACAAAGACGUGAAGAGGGUCUGCUUCAAGGAGGUCACGGGCAAGGAAAAGCCCGAGGGAAGGCCAGACAAACACCACGGACACUUCGGAGGGCCAUUUGAUCCCUUCAACUGCGACAAAGUCGAGCAGUUCAGGAAGGAUAUGAUUUGUAUCGAACAAUGUGUGGGCCAAAAGCAAAAUAUCAUCGACUCUGAUGGCAACCUCAAGCAAGAAAACUUCCAGAAAUUCAUCAAAAACCUCCUGUCGAAACAACCAACGCUGGCCCCAAUCGCCGACAAAGUCGUAGCAGGCUGCUUGGAAGAAGUCAAGAACGUGACAUCGCAAGCCCAAAAGGCUGACCCUGAGGCAGCCUGCAAACCAGUCGGCAUCGCAGUUCGCCACUGCCUCUUCAAGCAAGUCCAGUUGAACUGCCCAGAAGACCAGAUCAAGGACAAGAGCUCGUGCUCCAAGUUGCAGGAGAGACUCAGAAAGGGCAGAGACGACAUGCACGGUCCACGUGGGCCAGCAGGACCAGGACCAGAGGACGAUGACAAAUGAAGGGCGGCUCGAUAGCUUGAUUGACAAUUGGCUAGUGUUGUGGAAUUGAUUAAACUCAGGAUUGAUAUGAUAGUGUUUCAUUCGUUCAUAUCAUAGAGUGACUUAAUCUUACUACUCAGAGAUCUAUAAGAACUAUCUAUACCAUACUGUCUGUAGGUUAAUCGUGGAGAUGGUACAUUCAUUAUUCCAGAUUUUGUUGACAUUUUCUCUCCACGUCUCCAUAAAAUAAAAAUGUGAAUACUAUUUCAAUGUGUAGUGGGGACAAAUCAGAUGAGUUGGCCCAAAAUAUCACUGCGUUUAAAAAAUGUUCCUAUCAGUGACAAUUGGAAAUGGUUUGGAGAAGAGAAAUAAAUAGAUAGAUAGAUAUUAUAUUACCGUUUUUUCCAUCAUACAAUGAUCGGUUCGCCAUACAAAAAAUAUAUGCAU
This is a messenger RNA of Phaedon cochleariae (mustard beetle), 1247 nucleotides long. The record is from the annotation of a GenBank genome assembly. NCBI's taxonomy places the organism in Eukaryota, Metazoa, Arthropoda, Insecta, Coleoptera, Chrysomelidae.